Molecule: messenger RNA, 4039 nt
Organism: Lagopus muta (rock ptarmigan)
Lineage: Eukaryota; Metazoa; Chordata; Aves; Galliformes; Phasianidae
Gene: PRSS35
Product: serine protease 35
Biological process (GO): proteolysis
Molecular function (GO): serine-type endopeptidase activity
Source: RefSeq, a predicted model, not a curated record
UGAAACCAGGCGGAGGGGGUCGAUGCCUCGGGUUCUGCAUAACAACUGCUGUCCUGGUGGGUUUCUUUUUCAUAGGACCAAGAAGUGACGCGAAUCUCUGAUCCCCUUUUUAAGCGCAGGCGGCUCCGCGGGCAACGGAGGGGGGCACGUUCAUUUCUUUACGCUUUCAAGGGUUUUGUCUCCGCGCAGCUCUAGAGCCUCUCUACGUUUCAAAACAACCUUCUUUGAGUUCUGAUUCACCCCCGCGGUGUUUGUGCUACCAUUCCUGCCCUCCUUUUGGAAUUGACACUAAUUUUAUCCAGAUUCGUCACUGCUAGAAACGGCUUUAUCUCGGAAUCGCGGAAAGCUGUGCCAAGUAUCUAGCUUGAGGACUGGGAGAGAGGGAGCUCCUUCGAGUCGGGCGCAAAAGCAGAGAGCCCCGUGGUCACACCCGAAAGCGGGACAGAGGGUGGCCGAGGGGCUUUAGAGCCUUCUUCCCACUCCUCCAGGAAAGCACCACACUUCCGCGCGAUUAGUGCAUCGGAACGGUGAGCAGAAGGAGAGCGGGCAAUGAAACGAACGCGGUCGCCGUCCCUCCCCGGCUUCCCUCCCUUUGCUGAUGUUCCCGCACCCCGGCAGCCACAGCGGAGCUACGGAUCCCCUCUCGACCCCUUCCCCAAGUCUCGGCGGGGAGGAGAGCGGGGCUGCCUGCUGCGAGCCCGGCUGGGAGAGCUUCCAAGCGAGGCUUGAGCCGGCUGGGCUGAAGCUGCGAAGCGCUUGUCCUCCUCCGCUUGCCCUCGACGAAGCUGUGCCGAGCCCAGCCCCUCUGAUCCGAUUCGGGCCGUGCCGAGUUGUGCCCGUUGGCUCCGAGCUGUGCCGCUAUCCGGGCGCGCCACCCAGCGGUCCUCCUGCCUCCCGGGACACAGAAAAUCCGGGCCCGAGAUGAAGCCCAAAAAAACAGACAAGAUGGAUCACGUGUUACUGCUGUUCAUAUUUUUCAUGCCUGCAUUGGGUCUUGCUAAUGGAACAGGAACUGAACAAGAUUUUACCUGGCAUUUAAAGAAGGUUCCUCAGAUUGUGAGCGAAAGAACUUUCUCCCUUGACAGCCCUAAAUUUGAAGCAAAACCCAAUUUGGAGCUGAACAGCGUAUGUGGAAUUGAAUGUCAAAGGAAAUUGCCAGUACCCAGCUUGUCUGACUUGAAGGACUUCUUAUCCUAUGAGACUAUCUUUGAAAAUGGCACGCGGACCCUGACUGAAGUGAAUGUCCUUGGUCUGACACUUGAUCCAGCUGGAAACACAACUGCACAUAAGUCUUUGAGAAAGAAGAGGCAGAUAUAUGGAACAGACAGUAGGUUCAGCAUCUAUGACAAGAGGUUUAUGACCAAUUUUCCUUUCAACACAGCUGUGAAGAUCUCCACUGGCUGCAGUGGCAUUCUCAUUUCCCCAAAGCAUGUGCUCACAGCUGCCCACUGUCUGCAUGAUGGCAAGGACUAUGUUAAGGGCAGCAAAAGGCUGAGGGUGGGUCUGAUGAGGACGAAGUCCAGAGGUGAUGGCAGGAAACGCAAAGGUGCUAAAAGAAGCAGGCGAGAAGCCCUUGAGGCCCAAGAGGAUUCUGAAGUUGCCACAGGACAAAGGCGACGAUCCAGAGGUGGUGGGAGAAAGCAGAGGAGAUCUGGGAGGAAGCAGGGGAGCUCAGACGGCAUGCCUUCCUUCCAGUGGACCAGAGUGAAGAGUACCCACAUCCCAAAAGGCUGGUUUAAGGGUUUCUCAGAAGGUAUUGCCCUAGAUUACGAUUAUGCUGUUCUUGAGCUCAAGCGACCCCACAAAAGGAAAUACAUGGAGCUGGGAAUCAGCCCUACCAUCAAAAUGAUGCCUGGCAGUAUGAUCCACUUCUCAGGCUUUGACAAUGACCGAUCUGGGCAGCUAGUCUACAGAUUUUGUAGCAUUUCUGAUGAGUCCAAUGAUCUUUUUUAUCAGUACUGUGAUGCUGAGCCCGGUUCCACUGGGUCUGGUGUUUAUCUUCGUCUGAAGGAGCCAAACAAGAGGAAGUGGAAACGCAAGAUCAUUGCUGUAUUUUCGGGCCACCAAUGGGUGGAUGUCAACGGGGAACAGCAGGAUUACAAUGUAGCGGUAAGAAUUACUCCUCUCAAAUAUGCCCAGAUUUGUUUCUGGAUACACGGAAAUGAUGAGAAUUGCGCACAAGGCUGAAGAGAGUUGACACUAACUUGCCAAGCACCCAUGAUAUCAUAGAGUGAAAAUCUGCUGCCGAGAGAAAAGCGGCUACCGAGAGAAAUCAUUCCGCAUCAGGAUGCCUUCAAGCUCAAGGCUCACAAAUGUGUUAUGGUGACUUGAGUGACUCUGAAUGGUUGGGGGAUGGGUAGCAUUGUCAAACAAAAUGUUUUCAGUUGUAAUCAAAUCCAGGUCUGCACUUGAAAUCCCAAGCUAUAUUUAUAAAUUGUGAUAAAUUCUAAUCAUUCACAUCAGAAAAAAAUGGCAACGCUUGUUUGUCAUUUUUUUCCCCCACGGAAAGGAUUAGACCUUCUCAAACUGGUAUUAUUUAACACCAUACAUUUUUCCAAUGGAUUUUCUUUUCUCAGGGUUCUGUUUCAAUUCUUCAAAUGCAAGUUGCACAUACAUCCCUUUACUGUAUGCGCAGAAUGUAUGUGUACAGCAUGAGACCAAGACUUUUUUUGGCAUUUUCUAAAGACCACAGCUCCAUGUUGAGAAACAGCAAUCUAGUUCAAGCUUGUUAUUUUGGAAAGCUUUGGUUGCUGGAGGAACGCUCCCAUGGAAAUCCCACAUUUCUCUAGUUGAUGACCAGACCUAAAAGACAAGUUUUGCUUCACUGCUCAGCAAAAACAACAGAGAAAAUAAUGAGCAGAAGUUUCCAUGUUUGGAAGAAGAAGAAACAUUAGAACGUAACGUAAUGCCUUUGAAUAUUCUUUGAGAAGCUAGACAAGUCUUAAACAUAUGGAUUUAUGUUCUAGUUAGUGUUUGAAAAGCUGUAGCUGUAGUUUCUUUUCAAACAUUUUGCUUUCCCAUAAGGCAAAGCGGUGGCUGUUUGACAAUCAUUUAGAGCUUCACCUCAAAGCCACAGGUGAUGGCUUUAUUGGGUGCUAACCAUUUUUGCAGACGUUUAAAAUUACUUUAUAAGAAUUCAGCUUCAUAGGUAGAAUGCUCUGGGUAUUAUGCUGGGAGUUGGAAAGCAGUAUUUCCUUGCCUUUAGUUUUACAAAGUGGGUAGUUUGAGUCAUGUCAUAUUGAGACUCCACCUCAACUUGAGUUUUAGGGUUAAAUUAAAAAAAAACCUCCCAACUAAAUUAUACAACCUUCUGAACGGUGGACAAACUACCCUGUGCAUUAUGAGAGAUAUCAUGCUAUGUAGCAGCAGUAGUUAUCAAACCAUGUGGUUCAAUAUGUUUGCUGAACCACGCAGUUAAUGAAAACACAAAGUGAGCUUGACUUCUACAUGCUUUUAUACAUGAAUUGCCUUUAUAAAAAUUGGUUGCUGUUGAUUGCCAUGCAAGCCUUAAUCUUGUUGUUUUGUUGGUGUUUUUUUUUUUAUAUCAAGAUUUUGGAGUGCACAGGGUUGUUAUGAUGCUAUGUUAAUCUAAUGACAUAAAAGGAUACUGUGUACUUCAGAUCACAUCCAUUGUAUUUAAUUACAUCCACAAUUAUUCAACACUGCAAUAUUUCAUUUUUUAAUAAGUUUAUAUUGACCAAAAUCCUUUUUCUUCCUAUGCAGAAGGAAAAAAUAUAACAAGAUUUUCAAAUAUUAUUCAUCUGUUGGUAUAUUUGAAAUAUGCUUUUAACAUUUUUCAGUGAAAUAUGAUCCUUUUUAAUAACUUGACUUUUUCUGUAGACGAUUGAAAACAUAAAACCUGACACUUUGACUGCGCAGGCGAUUUUGUCAUAUUAUUGACAAAGCAUAAAAAUUUAACGCUUGUUUCCAUACCUUAACUAUUACAACAUUCCACUAAUUGGAAAUAUCUCACUUUAAUGGAAAAUAUUUCUUUCAACUUUUGCCAUUUCAGGCAACAUUAAACUUGUUUUUUUUUUUU